Molecule: messenger RNA, 226 nt
Organism: Paramecium octaurelia
Lineage: Eukaryota; Ciliophora; Oligohymenophorea; Peniculida; Parameciidae
Source: the annotation of a GenBank genome assembly
AUGGAAAUGAUAUUUUUCAUUAAACAGAGAAUGCAAGUUCUGGCAAUAGAGAAAUGUAAAUCGAUCCAUUCAAAAUGGAAGGAAGAGAAAUAAACCACUUUUAUUAUCAGCAAAAGAAUAAAAUAUAUGGGUUAUCAAGAUGAGUAAGUUAAAAUUAAGUCCUACAAAAUAUUGUAGAUUAUGGAAUCGUAAAGUAUAUGUACUCAAUAUUUAAGGUGGUUAAUGA